AUGGGUUCAAAGGGUUCGUUCGAGAAUGCGUGGGCUGAUCAAUGGGACAGGAAUCAGGAGAACCACGGAGACGGCGCCGGCGGGAAAGGAAAGUACUCGAAGAAAAUGAAGGGCGGGCUUAACAAAACAAAAGAGGUCGCCACAGCCGGGAUGAAGAAAGUGAAAGCGGGCGCCUCUAUUGGGAUGCUGUGGAUCAAGGUCAAGUACCAAAAGACCACCAAGAAAGCUUCUCCUUAA
Messenger RNA from Linum trigynum, 237 nucleotides. The record is from the annotation of a GenBank genome assembly. Lineage: Eukaryota; Viridiplantae; Streptophyta; Magnoliopsida; Malpighiales; Linaceae.